UCACCAUUUACUAUAAAGUUUUAAACCAAAAAUAUUGGGCUAUUUGCAAUCUCCAUCUGUAAUAAAAAUCCAUCUUUGCAGUGAGUAAAGUGGCUUUUGAGACAAAGAGAGAAACCAUGAAGAGAGUCUUUACUUUUGGCAAAGGAAAGAGUGAAGGCAACAUGGGCAUGAAGUCCUUGUUGGGAGGCAAAGGAGCAAACUUGGCAGAGAUGGCGAGCAUUGGAUUAUCAGUACCUCCAGGACUCACCAUAUCAACAGAAGCAUGUAAAGAGUAUCAGAAUGGGAAGAAACUACCAGAUGGGUUGUGGGAAGAGAUAUUGGAUGGGUUGAAGAUUGUUGAGAAGGAGAUUGGGGCUUUUCUUGGUGAUCCUUCUAAGCCUCUCCUUCUCUCUGUUCGAUCUGGUGCUGCUAUAUCUAUGCCUGGCAUGAUGGACACUGUUCUCAACCUUGGUCUGAAUGAUGAAGUGGUUGCUGGUUUGGCUGCAACAAGUGGAGAGCGGUUCGCUUAUGAUUCAUAUAGGCGAUUCCUAGAUAUGUUUGGAGAUGUUGUCAUGGGCAUUCCACACUCAUCAUUCGGAGAAAAGUUAGAAAAUUUGAAGAAUGUAAAAGGAGUUAAGCUUGAUACUGAGCUAACGGCCUCUGAUCUAAAAGAGCUGAUUGAACAAUACAAGAAUGUCUACCUUAAAGCGGGUGAAAAUUUUCCUUCAGACCCAAAGAAACAAUUACAGCUGGCUGUUCAAGCAGUUUUUGACUCCUGGGACAGCCCAAGAGCUAUAAAAUAUCGGAGCAUUAACCAGAUAACUGGGUUAAUGGGUACAGCAGUGAACAUUCAAUGCAUGGUGUUUGGGAACAUUGGAAACACUUCCGGGACAGGGGUCCUCUUCACUAGGAACCCGAGCACCGGUGAAAAGAAGCUCUAUGGGGAGUAUCUAGUCAAUGCUCAGGGAGAGGAUGUAGUAGCUGGAAUUAGAACACCGGAGGACUUGGACACCAUGAAAAGUGCCAUGCCUGAUGCUUACAAGGAGCUUGUGGAGAAUUGUGAAAUUUUGGAGCAUCACUACAAGGAUAUGAUGGAUAUAGAAUUCACUGUCCAAGAAAGUAGGCUUUGGAUGUUGCAAUGCCGGUCAGGCAAGCGUACCGGUAAAUGUGCAGUGAAGAUUGCUGUAGAUAUGGUUAAUGAAGGGCUCAUUGAUACUCGGACUGCAAUUAAGAUGGUCGAGCCACAGCAUCUUGACCAAAUUCUUCAUCCCCAGUUUGAAGAUUCAUCUACCUACAAAGACAGAGUGAUUGCCAAGGGGUUGGCCGCUUCUCCAGGAGCAGCAGUGGGCCAGGUUGUAUUCAGUGCCGAUGUUGCUGAAGCAUGGCAUGCACAAGGAAAAAGUGUCAUCUUGGUGAGGACAGAAACCAGUCCGGAGGAUGUUGGAGGUAUGCAUGCUGCUUCUGGAAUAUUGACAGCUAGAGGUGGUAUGACAUCUCAUGCAGCUGUUGUAGCCCGUGGGUGGGGAAAGUGUUGUGUUGCUGGUUGUUCUGAUAUCCGAGUCAAUGAUGCCGAGAAGGUUGUUGUGAUUGGAGACAGAGUUUUUAGUGAAGGGGAAUGGCUUUCAGUCAAUGGAUCUACCGGUGAAGUAAUCUUGGGUAAACAACGACUCUCUCCUCCGGCUCUAUGUGGUGAUUUGGAGACUUUCAUGUCUUGGGCCGACAAAUUUAGGCGUCUCAAGGUCAUGGCAAAUGCCGACACGCCUGAUGAUGCACUAAUAGCAAGAAACAAUGGUGCUGAAGGGAUUGGACUAUGUAGGACAGAGCACAUGUUCUUUGCUUCGGAUCAGAGGAUAAAGGCUGUGAGAAAAAUGAUAAUGGCAGUUACACCUGAACAGAGGAAGACUGCCCUAGACGUGUUGUUGCCUUAUCAAAGAUCAGAUUUUGAGGGCUUAUUCAGUGCAAUGGAUGGCUUCCCGGUGACAGUUAGACUUUUAGACCCUCCACUCCAUGAAUUUCUACCAGAAGGUGAUCUAGGAGAGAUUGUCAGCGAACUAACCAAAGACACUGGAAUGACUGAAGAUGAAGUUUAUUCAAGGAUUGAAAAAUUAUCAGAAGUAAAUCCCAUGCUUGGUUUCCGAGGUUGCAGGCUAGGGAUAUCGUACCCAGAGCUAACUGAAAUGCAGGUGCAGGCUAUCUUUCAGGCUGCCAUGUCUAUGAGCAAGAAGGGAGUUACUGUUCUUCCCGAGAUUAUGGUUCCCCUUGUCGGAACACCUCAGGAACUAGGACAUCAAGUGAAUUUAAUUCGUAGCGUAGCGAAAAAAGUGUUCUCUGAGAUGGGAUUCUCAUUGAGCUAUAAGGUUGGGACGAUGAUCGAGGUUCCUAGAGCUGCUCUGAUUGCAGAUGAGAUUGCAGAGGAAGCAGAGUUCUUCUCCUUUGGGACCAAUGAUCUCACUCAAAUGACAUUCGGGUACAGUAGAGAUGAUGUUGGAAAGUUUCUCCCCAUAUACCUCUCCCAAGGCAUCCUCCAAAGUGAUCCCUUUGAGGUACUUGAUCAAAAAGGUGUGGGCCAACUUAUCAAGAUCACCAUGGAAAAGGGUCGUAGAGCUAGGCCGAGCUUGAAGGUUGGAAUAUGUGGAGAGCACGGGGGAGAGCCUUCUUCUGUCGCGUUCUUCGCGGAGGCUGGACUCGACUACGUUUCGUGUUCCCCAUUAAGGGUACCUAUUGCUAGGCUAGCUGCAGCUCAAGUUGCUGUGUGAUGAUGAAAUUUUGGUUUUUGUUUGGUUUCUUUGCAAUCUUGUGCGAUUAUGACUUUUAAAUCUUGUGCAAUUAUGACUUGUAAUUAAAAGUAUAACUAUGUUCACAAAUUAAAAAAAAAAAGAAAAAAAAAAAAGGAGAAUAAUAAAAAAAAGUCUUUGAAGUGGGAAAAGGAUAUCAGAAUGUGUACUGCAGUCAU
This is a messenger RNA of Camellia sinensis, 2932 nucleotides long. Lineage: Eukaryota; Viridiplantae; Streptophyta; Magnoliopsida; Ericales; Theaceae. The record is from RefSeq and is a predicted model, not a curated record.